Messenger RNA from Trichoderma harzianum CBS 226.95, 2055 nucleotides. RefSeq lists its product as hypothetical. Lineage: Eukaryota; Fungi; Ascomycota; Sordariomycetes; Hypocreales; Hypocreaceae. Gene Ontology annotation, molecular function: aldehyde dehydrogenase (NAD+) activity. The coding region runs from base 253 to 1857 and encodes 534 amino acids. The transcript is spliced from 3 exons. The record is from RefSeq and is a predicted model, not a curated record.
AUCGACUUUAUUUUCCCACUGGGUAGGUGGAAGAGAAUCUUUGUUGGUUUUCCUGACUCAAGGUGAAUAUAAAGAUAUUUACAGCUCUGCCGGAUUUCCUUUUUAUAUCAUUAUUUUCUUCUGGAGAAUAUCUGCUCUCUUCCAGAUUUACUGUAUUCAGUCAUUGCAGCGCCAUAUACAGAGACUCGUCAUAUCGAAGCUGAUACGAGCUAUUACUGGGCCGUCGAGGAUACGGCUUGAUCACCCUUCGAAAUGUUAGUAGGGAGGUGUACGGCAGUGGCAAGGCUGACAAAAGCUAUCCAAAGUAUCGCCUCUCGUCACAGUUGCAUUCGGCGAUUUAGUCACUCGCCAUGGCUGGGAUCGUCUCGCCUGGAAGCUGAACUGUCGGCGCCAAACGGGAUAAGCUGGACACAACCUUUGGGCUUGUUCAUUGACAAUCAAUUCAGCGAAAGUUCUGGGGGAGAUAUGAUAACGACAAUCAACCCAUACACUGAGCAAGCCAUUUGUUCCGUAUUCGCAGCUGGGGAACCCGAUGUAGAUAGAGCAGUUCAAGCAGCUCGCAAAGCACUUAAGCAUCCAGAAUGGAGGCUGCUGUCCGGCACCGAACGCGGUCACCUGAUGAAUCGAUUAGCAGAUCUGGUGGACAAGCACGGCGAAAUACUUGCUGCCAUUGAGACGCUCGACAAUGGCAAACCGCUGUCGGUAUCCCGCAGUUAUGACGUGCCGCAUUUCUCCGAGGUCCUUCGCUACUACGCUGGAUGGGCAGACAAGAACCCAGGCUCAGUAAUCGACGUUGGCCCAAAGAAGAUGGCUUACACUGUGAAGCAGCCUAUUGGAGUAUGCGGCCAGAUCAUCCCUUGGAAUUAUCCACUUGACAUGGCGGCAUGGAAACUCGGACCGGCCUUGUCUUGCGGAAACACGGUUGUGCUCAAGCUGGCGGAGCAGACGCCCUUGUCCAUGCUUUACGUGGCGUCGCUCGUUCGUGAAGCUGGAUUUCCUCCAGGAGUUAUCAAUAUCAUCAAUGGACGGGGUGGGGAGGCCGGCGCUGCUCUGGCGCGGCAUCCAGACGUGGAUAAAAUUGCUUUUACUGGCAGUACGGCAACGGGUAAGGAGGUGAUGCGGAUGGCCGCCGGAACACUCAAGGCAGUCACUCUUGAGACGGGGGGUAAGUCGCCGCUGAUUGUUUUUGACGACGCAAACUUGGAACAGGCUGUAAGAUGGGCACACGAAGGGAUUAUGGCAAAUCAGGGGCAAGUGUGUACAGCCACGUCGAGGCUGUUAGUGCAAGAUGGCAUUUAUGACCGUUUCGUGGAGAGAUUCAGAGCCUUUACCGAGAAAACAUCAGUCCUGGGCGAUCCAUUUGAGCCUCAAACGUACCAGGGGCCGCAAGUCGGCAAGGCGCAGGCCGAACGCAUCAUGUCCUACAUCUCAUCUGCACGAGAUUCUGGUGCCGAAGUCUUUCACCCGCACAAACAGCCUGUGCCAUCCAAGGGCUACUUUACUCCGCCAACAAUUCUCACAAAUGUGGACACCAAGACAGCUGCCUUUCGAGAGGAGAUCUUUGGGCCUGUCGCAGCCGUUGCCAGAUUCAGCAGCGAGGAGGAGGCACUGGAGAUUGCCAACGCAACGAGAUAUGGACUCGCGGGCGCCGUAUUCGCAAACGAUCUGGGCAGAGCACAUCGCGUAGCUCGGGAUCUGGAGGCUGGGAUGGUAUGGGUGAACAGCAGCAACGAUUCCGACGUGAGAGUUCCGUUUGGAGGGGUUAAGGAGAGUGGCCUGGGGAGGGAGCUUGGCGAGGACGGCUUGAGAGGAUAUUAUACCGUCAAGGCGGUGCAUGUGAACUUGACAGAUGAGUGAGUUGAGGUUGUGCCUGUGGUAGAGUAUAUAUUGUUCCUAAGUAUACAAGCAGGCGAAAGUACAGAUAGAUGUCUUGCCAUCAAGUUAUUGCAGCGAGAUCUUCUAUGCUUGAUUACGUUAGGAAGCUAGAUCAGACUGAACCAGAUUCACUAUUUGAAUAUCAUAAUGAGACUCUUUAUUCAUGGAAUAUAGAAACUG